Gigantopelta aegis is the source of this 863-nucleotide messenger RNA. RefSeq lists its product as uncharacterized. The transcript has 7 exons. The record is from RefSeq and is a predicted model, not a curated record. The coding region runs from base 16 to 645 and encodes 209 amino acids. NCBI's taxonomy places the organism in Eukaryota, Metazoa, Mollusca, Gastropoda, Neomphalida, Peltospiridae.
CAAGUGGAACGGACAAUGGCAAUCGUUAGUACCCACACGAAGGAGUGCAGGGCUAACCUAGCAGAACUCGAAUGUUUGCUGGGUGCAUCACAGACUGCCUGCGAUGAAGUAAAAACAAACAUCCAACUUCUUACAGAAUUGGAAACCAGAACCAAAACUACACUUUCCUGCCCGUGGAGUGCAACUUGUCAGUGUCAGGUGGACCGAGGGAAAUUAGACAGAUCUACCAAUCAGAAGAAAUGCGAUGCUUACAAAGCCGAACUUGCGUGUUACAUCAACGAUCCGGACACCACCAGCUGCAAUGAGUCUCCGUUCAAAGACACGGUGCUGUUUGCCAAACAACAGGCCACAACAGCAGUAGCAGACUGCCUCUCUGAAACCUGCAAGUGCCAUGUUUUGUAUUUCACAAACGACAGAAGCACAAGCGAACUGAACUGCGCGGCCAUAACUGCUGUCAAGGCCUGCGUAACCGCUAUAUCAGACGUAAAUGAAUUUAGUUGUGAUGGAAGCACUACCCGAAGCAAUGUAGUUACAUACAUUGACGAUAAAGCAACAUCACUGAACUGUACUGGUUCGGGUUCAAAUGUAAUCCGCCUCUCCAAGUUCGCAGCUGUUGCUAUGGUGAUACUGUGGAAGACCAUUUAAUAUGCUGGAUACAUUUUGUCGAGAUUUGAACGUUAUUUUAAAACGUUUGAACAAUACAUUGUAUAUUAUUAGAUGAUAGUUUGGCACAUUGUUACAUCUUUGCACAAAGAAAUGUAAUAAUAGAAUCCGGUGAUAAAUUUGAACAUUUAUUUGCUUAUGCUUUCAUCUGCGUUGACUGGUAUCAGCACAUUUUCCAGAUGUAUACGAAAACGAUAUAC